AUAAGACAGUCGGAUUCGGUUAUAGUGACAGACUUUUGACCCCAUCCUUUUAAGCUCAAAAAAGUUGCUUCUGCGCCAUCGAGAGUACCACCGUACUUCACUGUGUCUGUCUUGAUCGAUCUGAAUGCUACAGUUCCUUUGCUUUGGCUACGGAUACUAGGUGCUGCUACCGUGCUUGUUUACUAAAAAUGGUUCGAUUCAACAUUGGACAUUCCUCAAAUUGAACCAAAGCCAACACUGCUGGGAAACAUAUCCAAAGGGGAAUUCUAUCAGAGGAGUGUUGAAAUGGUCAAUGAGGGUUAUGCUAAGUACAGAUAUCCUCCAUACUAUCUAUGGAUGACCGACAUGUAUCGGCUCAUGAUGUCUGUAGAGUACAUGGACGAAUUCAAUAAAGUGCCUCGCAGUUAUCUUAGACUAACAGUGACUGUGCGCCAUUCUGGCAAAUAUACCGGAAUGGACAUUGAAGAUAUAGGCAUGCUUGGAUACGAUGUUUGUGCUCGUCCAUUGUCGCAAAAUAUUGGUUCUCUGGCACAACCGAUCUACGAUCCAGUCCUAUAUGCACUCCAAGGAAAGAUCAAUACAGCAAAAGAAGUCGAUGGGGUAUAUACUGUUUCCAUGUACUCUACCAUCCUAGAACUCAUCACGGUCUCGACUGCCCACAUGUUUGUCGGUCCUGAUCUGUGUAAAGACCCAGAAUGGCUGUCGACAGUCAGUGGUUACAUGGUCGAAGUUGGCGCAGUGGCAAGCGACCUGCAAAAACACUAAAAAUCUCUGCUCCUCAUCAUUGCUCCUCAGCUUGAGUCAUACAAGUAGCUUCAACAGCAAUUUGACAAGAUCUGCAAGAUCCUUAUCCCGAUAUUGGAACAGCGUCAAAACAUGGAUAGCAAGGCCCAUGCCGAUAUGAUUCAGUAACUGAUCGAUUCGGCCAAGUGUCCUGGUUCUGAUAGUAAUUGUCUCAUUUGGAGGACGUUGUUUUUGAAUAUGGUUGCUAUCCAUACGACACAUACCACGGUGAAUGUUAUAUUGGAUCUGUGCUAUCGACAAGAGUAUAGCCAGCCACUGUGGAGGAGAUCAUUAAAACCAUGAGAGUGUACGGUAGUGUCAAGGCUUCUACUCUGGCUAGUUUGAAAGCUGGAUGGUUUUAUCAAGGAGGGCCAGCGUCUGAACCUGAUGG
Aspergillus ruber CBS 135680 is the source of this 1174-nucleotide messenger RNA. RefSeq lists its product as uncharacterized. The record is from RefSeq and is a predicted model, not a curated record. Lineage: Eukaryota; Fungi; Ascomycota; Eurotiomycetes; Eurotiales; Aspergillaceae. The transcript is spliced from 3 exons. The coding region runs from base 286 to 765 and encodes 159 amino acids.